This is a messenger RNA of Salvia splendens (bonfire salvia), 833 nucleotides long. RefSeq names its product superoxide dismutase [Cu-Zn] 2. The record is from RefSeq and is a predicted model, not a curated record. Bases 166 to 624 code for a protein of 152 amino acids. The transcript has 9 exons. NCBI's taxonomy places the organism in Eukaryota, Viridiplantae, Streptophyta, Magnoliopsida, Lamiales, Lamiaceae. Gene Ontology annotation, biological process: superoxide metabolic process. Gene Ontology annotation, molecular function: copper ion binding.
AUGGAAAUUUAUGGGCUUCACCUACCCUUACCCUUCUCUUUUCUAUAUAGUCUGCAUUUUAUCUAGAAUCUUCCAUUUCUCAGUAUUUCCCUAUCGCUCUGCUCUCUCUUCCAUAGCUCUACUGCUUCAAUCAGGGGCGUUCUGAGAACACAUAAAAACAUAACCAUGGUGAAGGCUGUUGUAGUUCUUAACAGCAGCGAGGGUGUUACUGGCACUGUCAGCUUCACCCAGGAGGGAGAUGGUCCAACAACUGUCACUGGAAACCUUUCUGGCCUUAAGCCUGGACUCCAUGGCUUUCAUGUGCAUGCCCUUGGUGACACCACCAACGGUUGCAUGUCGACUGGACCUCAUUUCAACCCUGCUGGCAAAGAGCAUGGUGCCCCCGAAGAUGAAGUUCGCCAUGCUGGUGACCUUGGGAAUAUCACUGCUGGAGAAGAUGGCACCGCAAGUUUCACCAUUGUUGACAAGCAGAUCCCACUGAGUGGACCACAUUCCAUCAUUGGAAGAGCAGUUGUUGUUCAUGGUGAUCCUGAUGAUCUUGGAAAGGGUGGACAUGAACUGAGCAAGAGCACCGGCAAUGCUGGUGGUAGAAUUGCUUGUGGUAUUAUUGGCCUUCAGGGCUGAGUCAUGGUGCAUUGACUUGUGAGAAGUACCCCUCUAUCGUUUCCCAAAGUUUUAAUAAAAGUUUCUUGUUAUGUCGGACUACAUUCCUAUCUAUUACUACUAUGUUUUGUACAAUUGUACUUCCAAGUUCAAUUGUAUUUGUUGCAUUUUCUAGAUUAGUAGUAGUAUCACUUUGGAGUUUGGAUAAUAAAAUAUCAUUUUAUAUAAAA